GUAGUGAGCAAAUUCGGUUCGGUUGUCUUUUUGGCGCUGAUACGUUUGUUACGAAUACGAUACUGCGACGUAAUUAGUUUUUGUUUUUGGGCACAACAGAAAUUGCAUUGCAAAAAAAUCAUUUUGAUUUUUCGAAAAAUUUUUUUUUUGGCUCGGAUACUUGAAUUUUCUCUUGUCGUCCGCUUGGCCGAUUAAAAUACGCUUAUAGUUAUUUGUUAUUUCGAGUUCAUCGGUGAAAGGGAUUUAUUAAUUCGUGGAAAAGAAGUUAAAGUGCGAUUUUCAACUGUCCACAAGAUGACAACACUGGCGGACUUUAACUAAAUAACAGUGUAAGAGCAAGAGAUUCAUUCAUGCCAUUCAUCGAACAAGCAAACAAAACACAAACGAAACUCACAUUAAACAACAAAGAGAAGUAAUGUUUUGUUGCUCAUCCACAUACAGUCGGUGUGUGAGCGUAACACCGAGAGAGCGAGACAGAGAGCACAUGAACAGUUUUGAAUUGCAGCACACAUAAUUUGUCUGUCAACUUAAGUUUACAAUUCAGAUACAAAUCGUGAUUCUUCAACGUAACACAGCAAAACGAAACAAAGCGACGCCAUAGCAGCAGCAUAUUUUACGCCUUAAAAAAAUCAAAGAAGCAAAAUAAAUUGAGAGCAAAAAAAAAAGCAAACACAAAAAAGAAAGAAAUAUUAAAAUAUUUGCUUUGAUAAAAGCCAAGCGAAAGAAAUAAAACAAAAUCAAAUACGAAUACGAAAAGAGAGGGGUGCAGAGAAAACAAAAGCAAAACGAGACAAAAAUAAACAAGGCUUUUGUUUAAACCAAUUUGGAAUUCAAACAAAAAUAAAACAUUCAUGAAAACGUGAAUUCAUUUAAUUUAUCGAUUAUUUGUUGUCGUUGUUGUUCUUCUUCGCCUAACACAAAACGAAAAAAAAAGAAAAAUUACGAAAGACCAUCCAUCCGUUCCAAACAAACGACGCUUUAUACGAAGUGAGUGUGUGUGUGCGGCGUGCGUUUGAGUGUGCUUAUUAUUUUUCGGUCGUCUCUUUUUUUCGCCACUUCGUGCGGUGGGUCGGGCCACUUUGUUGGUUUUGUUUUAUACCGAUUUUAAACAAAUGACAAAGACGUGAAUAAUACCAAUUAAGGUUAUGUUGUAAAAACAAAAACACGACACAAGAAACAAGAAAAAUUGGCAACAACCGCCUUCAAACGAACGCAGCGAACCUGGGAAAACUACUUCAACUAAAUUUUCCUUAAAAGUUACAAAAAAGCUCAUAAAAGUGAAAAUUUAUGCCAAACCGAAUAAUGACAAAUAAUUAAAUUUGAAAUUUAAGUAGCUUGUAUCGUUUUUCCUCCGUAGAAGGAAAUCUCGGAAAAGGAAAUCCCACAAAAACAGCAACAUUUUUUCACGAACCUAAACUAAAUGGCUGCCUUUUUUAAAUCCUUAACGAAAAUUUGGACUUUUUAAGUUUCGCUUUUCGUUACCGAACAAAACUUUCGCCUAAAGCGAUUUAAACAUUUCCAUGUUAAGAUAUCGCCUCGUGUCGACUCAUUUCUUAAAACAGCCGUAAAUUGUUUAAACUCGGUGAGAACUCCGCACAGAGAAACCAGAGUAGAUUAGUAGAUAUUUGUUACAUGGAUAUAUUCAAUAUUUGUUAACCCGAAACAACAACAACAACUAUAAGAACAGCUGCAACAAUCAAUCAAAAAUCUAAUACUUUGCCUUGAAAAGCCUAAAAGUUUGCUGGAAACAAGUAGAGAGUUUGUUAAACGGCCUGAAAGUAUGCUUCACAACGGAAAUAAGUAAUAGGAAAUAGCAUUACAGGCACACCGGAAGGCCAAGAGCAGAGAAAAGGGCAAAGCCAGAGAGAAAGAGAGCCGGUGAGUGAGUGGGCGAGAGAGUGUGGCCGUGUGUGAGUGAAUGCUCUGCAAAAGGCAUCACCAGUGAAGAGGGAAAGAGCCUUCACUUUUGGAAAUCCGCCAGAGCAAGUAAGCCCGAGGCAAGCAAUUGUAAGAGAUUGGGAAGUGAGAGAGAGAGAAAGAGAGCACAUAAAACUCUAAGCAGCUAUAUAAUUUACCAAUCGAUUGGAUCUCCUGCCUAUCCCAAGCUAAUAGCCUAGCCUUACCCAACGAAACAUCUAACGCACUGUUCAUUACAGCCAUCAACAUUGGUCAUUAGCAACAAACGCCAGACUAGAACCUGAGCACGGAUAUUGGCUAGCAUUCAAUCAACAUCAUCAUUGUCAUUGGCUUAACUAAUAUUUUCCAAUUGCGAGUGGAGCACUGUAACCUUUGAUCCAUACAAUUUCAGUGUCAUUGUAGGAUACGCAACCUCAUCUGCAUCUCUUGCAAACAACCCCCCGAUUGCAAGCCCACAAGACAUCCAAGUCAUUACUUGCCCUUCGCCAGACUUCUUUCCCAAAAGAGUUUCAAUAAUUUUGCCACAACGUAUUCGUUAAAAGUUUUACACUUUCUCAACGAUUAUAAUUCUCAUUUAAUUAGCGAAAAUGUGCAGAGAUCGCGAUAUGAUUUUGCCAUAGAUCAACGUAAUCGCCAAUACAAGGUUAAGAAAAAAAUCAAAAUCAAGUAAAGAAGAGCGUAACCAACCAAUACAAAUUUCUCCACCUGACAUUUACUUCAUCGGUUGGUUGGAGAGCUAACCCUAAACUAACUAGGAAAUCGAAUAUUCGAAUUCGUUUCUAAGCUGUGAAUUAAAGAAGCAACUCCCACCCUCCCCAAAAACCAUGUGACUGCAAAUCGUAAAAUUUGUUCAAUACACGAAAAAAAAACGCCAUCUAAGCCGCCUUCCAAAGGGAGAAAUUUUUGCAACGCCUAAAACUAGGCAACACUAUUUUAACACAUUUCCCAGAAAAAAGGAGGCAAAGCCGUAAGGAAAUUUCACACGUAAAAAAGAACGCCAAACGGCUGCUACAUAGAAAAGGUGUGAAAAAAGAAAAAUAAUCACAAGUGAAGUGAAAAAAAAAAAAAAAAUAAUUAUCAUCACUGUGUAUUUGUGAGUGGGUGUAUCAAUGUGUUUGAGUGUGUGUGUUCAUGUGCGGCACAUAUAACGUAAUUGAGAGAAAAAAAAAAUAAUCAAACGGGAGUUACACACACACAAAAGAAAAUCUUACCAACGACCAAAAAGUACAUACGAAUAAGCAUAAAAAUAUUCGUACGAAAACACGAGGACGCAACAACAACAAAAAAGAUAAGAGAAGAGAUAGAAGUUUCGUUUUCGAUACAACGACUUCAUCAACUCGAUAAAGUGAUAUAAUUUUCUGUUUUAAUUUUGUAAUUUUUUGAAUUACUUGGAUUUUUGCCGUUUUUUGUAUUUUUUAACACUUUUUUUAAACGGGCAACCCCAAUACUCCGAUCAUCAGUUGGGUCCAGAGAAAAAGCAGCAAAAUUGAAGACUUUGUAAGGAAUUUGUGGAAGUCUGUUAAGGCUUGCGUUUGCGGCAUGCGCCAUCCUAACACUGGACUAAGUGAAGACGACCUAAGUCGUCUUACCGGUUCAUCAUCUUCGUCAGCAUCUUGUCGUAGUAAUAAUUGUAAUUCCACAUCCUCUUCUUCCUCGUCUUCGUCGUCGUCCUCGGCGUCGUCGUCAUCAGCGUCGUCGUCUUCAUCAUCAUCGGCUUCGUCGUCCGGUGCCAAUACUCCCGAAGAAUGCAAACAUAUCAACAAAAGUAACAAAAAACAUAAUUCGCCAAGCAAGCAUCACCAUCAUCAGCAUCAUGUCUCCACCAUACCCUCGGAACAUUUGGAGAAUAACAAAAACACACAACACCAUCACCACCACCACACUCACCAUCAACAACAAUUCAAUUCCACCUAUCUACCGGAAAUCAUCAACCCCUUAGAAUGGCAGAAAUCCCGUAAACGUAAGGAACGCCUGGACAGCACCUCGUCUACGAUCCAGGAUCGUAAAUUACAGCGUUCGAAUAGUGAAGAACUCUUGCCACCAGAUGGCACUAGGUUGCAAAAUAACAAUAAUGUAGCAUCGACACCGGCCGAUUUGGGGGUGAAUGCCCUCAAGUCGUCGCUGAAGAAUGUCGAAAAUAUUAGGCGUGUCUCAUCGGAAGAUUUCAAGCGCACUCCCUACGAGGUCUACGAACAGGAGCUGCGCGGCGAGCCCCGAGAGCUGGACGAUGGCAACAGUUCCAUUGGUCAUUUGGGCAAAACUUCCGAUGAGAAUGAUGGCAGUUUGGCUAAUCGCCAACAACGGCAACAACAGUCAUGGACUGUGGGUGUACCCAUCAAGGAUAUGACCCGUCGUUCUCGGUAUGAGACCAGUCCAGCCCGUUCACAGCGUCACUCACCCAUCAGGGUGUGUUUCAGCAACGGCAAUGGCAGCAAACAGCAGCAUCGAGACAGCGAUGACAGUGAGUGUGAACAUGAACGUCGCCGCAGCAGCGAACGUUUCUGCAAAUCCCGGGCCCCACCAGGACGCAAGGCGUCCGGGGUCACCAAGAAAUCCACCAGUUCCACCAGUGCCAUGAAAUAUUUGCCUUCCAAGCUGAGCGAUGAAAAUGUCUACAAAUACGAUUUGUCAGCACUGAAAUACGAGAGGCGUGGCUUCAUCUCCAAGAAGUCCUCCCAACCCCCGCAGGAGAAAAGCAACAACAACGACUUGAAUGACAAUAAUUUGAUUGAUUUCAACAGUGGCUCGUCGGUGACGAGUGCCACCACCAACAAAUCUAUGAGCAAAAAUCUCUCGCCAACGACUUCAUCGAAUGGGUCCACAGAUGAUGUUCAUCACACGGUGACCGCUCCUCCACCACCUCAACCAAUGGCCUUACAGAAGACUUCAACAUCGACCUCAUCGGCCAACAGCAGCAAGAGCAACAGCCAGAGUAGUCUACACAAAGUUCCCCAUACCAUCUCAGCACAGGAAUCACUGCCAUGGGAUCGUUCCGUGCCCGAAGACCAAACUCCUGUCUUGAGUCGUCGCUAUGCCACUGUGAGGCCCCACUAUGUCGACAGCAUUGAUACAGCGGCCAAGCUAUCCAAGGUCAAACCCUAUCCCCAGCCGCAUUUGAAACAAAAUCCCAUGACGGCCCAACUGCUGGCCAACGAUUUGGACGAUGAUGAUGUCAUGGAUCCCAGUUUGACCAAUUUCCGUGCAUUUACCACGUUGGAGAAUAUCAAGACUCGUGAGCUAAUGCAACAGGUCUUGCCAAAUGUAAUGUCCUUCCAAUCGCCCGAGGAACGUAUGCGUCAGAUAAAUAAACGUGUAACGGCUUUAAAGAAAAAAUUGGGUCAACUGGAGGAUUCGUAUGAACAAAAAUCGGGUUAUAAACCCUCACAGGCUGAUCGUUUGAAUGACAAAUAUAUGAAGAAUAUUCUCUCCGAAUUGAGUAAGCUGCGCAAGGAACGCCACGAAUUGAAGACGGAUCCAAUGUCAGCCCUGGGCCUUAAGGUCAGCGGUGGCAUGGAUGCCGAGCAGAAAUUGCAGAAAAUGAAGGUGACGCUAAGGGAAAUCGAACAGAGUUUGGCUGAAAAACGCAAAGACCACAAUCGUCCCGAGAUCCUUGAGGAGCUGACAGCCGAUCAAUUGGUGCAAGAGAAGACCACGGUGCAACACGGUCUACUCUUUUUCGAGUCGCUGUACGGACGUCCGGCCACCAAGGAUGAACGUGAUGCAGCUCGCCCUCUCUACGAUCGCUAUCGUCAACUUAAACGCAUGGUUUCACGCAGUGUCACCCUGAGUGGCAGCUCCGCGGCUGGAGCCCCCGAAUUGCCAACAAUUUUGGAACAUGAGGCUAUGGUCUUUGAAUCGACUCCAUUGCAGUACUCCUCGGCGAAUAGUACGGAGACCACCAAUUCGCCAACCGAAUCCGCCGUUCCCACGACUAAUAGUUCCGACGAAUCGACCACCACGACAACAGCUCAAUCCUCGGCGCAACAGCAGCAGCCGAAGGAGGAACAAAAUGAAACAAUUAGCUGUCUGAGCAUUGAAAAUCUGUGGGAACAGCUGGAAAAGACCCGAGAGGAAAAGAAGCAAUUGAAGCGAGUCAUCAGGGAUUUUGAGACCGUUUUCGAGGAGCAGAAUGGUCGCAAAAUGUUGAAGAGCGAUCGCAAGACCAUUGAGGAGACCUAUGCCCAGUACAAGGAGAAGAAGGCAAAGACUCGUUUGCUGCAGGCCUUGAUUAAAAAGCAAAUAUCGCGUUGAAGGCGGCCGAAGAGGAGAAAAACAACAAUAAUGCAUGUGUGAAAAGAGAAAGCAGAACAUAGACAUAUAAGAAGAAGAAGAAGAAAAGUAGAGAAAUGAGAUUUGGAAAAAGGCACAACAGGCACACACACAACCAAACCACCCACCCAGAGGCUUAAAAAAUGAAUUGGAUGGUUGGCUGGUUGUGUGACUCGGUUUGGCUGUUUUUGUAUGACAGUCAUCUUUGUAGUUUGGCUUUGAGUAUAACAGCUUUGUAUAAAAGCCCCCCCAGCGAAAGCUUAUGGACUUGGAAAAGGCUUUCCCUUUAGUUUGGUUACAAACCUUCCUCCCCCGCCAUUUAACACUGAAAAAAAAGCUCCCAUUUCUUUUGGGUGUUUUUCCUUCUUAGCUGGUUGUUGGCAGCCAUCGACAAAAGCUCCAUGAAAAAGCUUUUGUCUAUAUUGCCACCACCACCAUAGAGUAGAUUGUUAUACCUUACGUUACGUAUAGUUUAAGCGUUACGUUACGUAUAGUAUAAGCCCAUUGUUUACAGUUUUAGUUUCACUGGUUUCCACAGUUUCAAAAGCCAUGGAAAAUUGCAGUUGAAAUGAGAGAAGAAUAAAAACAAAAAAAAAACUUUAUUUGGUUCUAAACCCAAGACAAUUGUUUUGUUACCGUGUCCUCCCUCGGGCACGGGUACGUUUCUUAAAGUUUAAAAUAUAUAUUUAUAUUUUUGUUUUGUUACAAGGA
Molecule: messenger RNA, 6897 nt
Organism: Musca domestica (house fly)
Lineage: Eukaryota; Metazoa; Arthropoda; Insecta; Diptera; Muscidae
Product: protein FAM13A
Exons: 5
Coding region: 3457-6168 (903 amino acids)
Source: RefSeq, a predicted model, not a curated record